AUGACCUCUGGACCAAUUGCUGAGCGCAAUCAGGACGCAACCAUUUAUGUGGGCGGACUGGACGAGAAGGUGUCGGAAGCGACUCUUUGGGAGCUCUUCGUGCAAUCGGGUCCAGUGGUGAACGUCCACAUGCCUAAGGAUAGGGUGACCGCUUCACACCAGGGCUACGGCUUCGUUGAGUUCAUGUGCGAAGAGGACGCGGACUAUGGCAUCAAAAUCAUGAAUAUGAUUAAACUCUACGGUAAACCCAUUCGUGUGAACAAAGCAUCCGCUCAUCAGAAGAACUUAGACGUCGGCGCAAACAUCUUCAUCGGCAAUCUGGACCCAGAGGUCGACGAGAAGCUCUUGUACGACACGUUCUCCGCCUUCGGAGUCAUCCUCCAGACGCCCAAAAUAAUGAGAGAUCCGGAGACCGGCAACUCCAAGGGGUAUGCGUUCGUCAACUUCGCCUCAUUUGACGCGUCGGACGCCGCUAUCGAAGCCAUGAACGGACAAUACCUCUGCAACCGCGCCAUCACUAUAUCCUAUGCCUUCAAGAAGGACGCCAAAGGCGAGAGACACGGCUCGGCCGCCGAACGCCUGUUGGCCGCACAGAACCCGUUGGCUCAGGCGGACCGACCCCACCAGCUGUUUGCCGACGCGCCCCCCACUGCGGGCGGCGCCGCCACUGCCACCGCUCAGCCCAUGGCACCGAUGCUUAUGCCGAUGGCCCCGACGGCUGUGCCAACCAAUCCUAUGUCCAUGUUUUACGGCUCACCCGACGAUAUGAUGAACAAUGCAAUGAUGAGCAUCAAUAUGAAUAUGAUGGGCUGGCAGUUGCCGCCACGACCUCAACCCCCACCACCCCCUCCCGCCUCAUUUUUCCACCCGCCGCCCCCUCCGCCACAGUUCUCAGCAAUGCCACCCCCUCCCCCUCCGUUUGCAAACAUACCUCCACCACCUCCACCGCCCGCACAACCAGGAAUGCCGCCUCAGUUUACAGCAGCGCCACCGCCACCCCCUCCUCCUCCUCCCCCGCCCCCACCGCCACCUCAACCAUAA
Oppiella nova is the source of this 1041-nucleotide messenger RNA. The record is from the annotation of a GenBank genome assembly. Lineage: Eukaryota; Metazoa; Arthropoda; Arachnida; Sarcoptiformes; Oppiidae.